Molecule: messenger RNA, 523 nt
Organism: Raphanus sativus (radish)
Lineage: Eukaryota; Viridiplantae; Streptophyta; Magnoliopsida; Brassicales; Brassicaceae
Product: ethylene-overproduction protein 1-like
Exons: 2
Coding region: 11-286 (91 amino acids)
Biological process (GO): negative regulation of ethylene-activated signaling pathway
Molecular function (GO): protein binding
Source: RefSeq, a predicted model, not a curated record
CGACCUAGGGAUGGCCACACUGCUAGAUCCUCUUAGAACUUACCCUUACAGAUACAGAGCCGCAGUUCUAAUGGAUGACCAUAAAGAAACGGAAGCCAUUGAGGAGCUGUCGAAAGCCUUAGCCUUUAAACCUGACCUCCAGCUGUUACAUCUACGGGCAGCAUUCUAUGAUUCAAUGGGUGUAUCCGCAGAGGCUAUCAGAGACUGUAAAGCAGCUCUGAGUCUUGAUCCGAACCAAAAAGAUUCCAUCGACCUCUAUAACAAAGCACGUGAUCCACAACCAUAGACAAACCCAUCUGCAGUCUUAUUUAUCUCCUACAAUACGGCGGGUGAGAGAGCUUCUUCCCUCUGAAACCUGAGAUGCACUUGUAUGCUUCACGCCAAUGGGAAAACUAAGGCUUGGUUCUUUUGUAAUCAAGAAGUUUUGAUAAAAGGGGGAACAAACCAAAGGAGCAGCGACUUAGAUUGUAAAUAUAAACUUUAUACUUCGUGGUUUUGUGAUUGAUACUGGUUUGAUGAUUAG